Molecule: messenger RNA, 1544 nt
Organism: Harmonia axyridis
Lineage: Eukaryota; Metazoa; Arthropoda; Insecta; Coleoptera; Coccinellidae
Exons: 9
Coding region: 130-1446 (438 amino acids)
Source: RefSeq, a predicted model, not a curated record
UAACCUUUGGUUCGAAGAACUAGAGAUUACGCAUUAGAGUGACCCUUUCUUAUUAAAUUACUAGAGUAAUAACAUAAUCGCAUUAUAUUAAGUUUGAUUUAGUUUAGUGUCGGUUGUGAACGGUACAAGAUGAAGACUGUUCUUUUUGUAUUUUUAGCGCUGUUUGGAGCAGCGUAUGCCCAAUUAGAUGUAGAUAAUUUAGAUUCCAUUGAUGAUACAGUCUUGAAAGAAAAAUGCGAUUCAAGAGGAGGAAAAGGAACCUACGCCAAUGUACAGAAAGCCAGAGACACUCUACAGAGUUGCGUUGAGGAUUUGAUAGAUCUAGACACGAUCAAGAAAGAAAUUGAGGAAUCAAAAAAGACAGGUUCUAUGGAUGAAGUUUUUGGGAAGUACUGCAAGAAACGUCCCGAAUUUAAAAAAUGCGUAGACAAAUUUUUGGAGAAACUGAAAUUGUGCUUGAUCGAUGAUGAAAAGAAGAAUCUGGAAACAGUACUGAAUUUGAUUAAGGAAUUAGGAGAGUUUGCAUGCUAUAAGGAUGGCGAUAGAAUAGCUAUGUUUGUCGCUGAAGAAGGACCAGAAUGUAUUAAAGCUCAUGUUGAAGGCAUCAAGACUUGCGUCAACAAUACCUUGAAACUUUCAACAACAAGCACAGUGGAUUCUUUACCCACUUUCCUCAAUGCCACCAAAGUAUGCGACGAUUUGGCUAAAAUACAACCAUGCAUUGUAACCGAAUUGGAAGUAUGCGACAAUACAACACCUGCCAACGUUGUGGAUUCAGUUUUCCGGUUUAUCAGGAAGCGGGCUUGCAAGUCAGGAAAACAGAGGAGAAGUGUCAUGACGAAAAGAUCUCUGGCAAUAGCACCUGCUCAUUUUAAAAGCCUUUUAGACGCUUAUGUGAGAUACACAAAAUCUAAAUGCAGGUUGAAUAAAGGACGAGAAGAACUUAAAAAAUUAGAGGAGUCUUUAUCUACAACAAAGCAAUGUGUUGCUGAUUUUCUGAAGAAAAAUUUAAUUCUUCUGGUCACACCUACAGAACUCAAGGAAAACAUUGUUAAGUGCUCCAAGGAUUUCAUCGAAGCUUCGGAAAAUUGUUUACCAGAAAACGAGAAGUAUUAUCCAAAAUUCUCUCAAGAAAUUAUGAGUGGUUUGGUAGAUUUAGUGUUUAAAUAUAAGCAAAAUUUCACAUCAUCAUCCUGGAAUUCAGAAGUGCAAUUAUGUUUCCAAAACUUCAAGUAUCAAACUAACAGACAAUCUAUGCUCAAUUGUUUCGAAGGAGAUCUCUUAGAAGAUGGAUCUGAUUACACUAAAGAAUAUGUCUGCAAGAGACUCAGAGACUCCAGCAAGUGUGUAACUAAUGUUAUCUCUUCUCUCUGCGUUCAAGACAUUUCAGUCAACGAGUUCAAAACUGAAUUCGAAUAUGUGUUCAAAAAACCUUGUGAAUUGUGAUAAUGUUUGAGUCUAAGAACUCAUUUACAACAAUUUGUAGCGAAAAACGAAUGCAUUAUCUUAAAUGUGAAUUACCUCAAAAUAAAUCUUCUACGAUA